AUCAGCAGCUCGCGUGGGGCGCCAUGAUAGCGCUCCGCUCCUGUCGCGCGAAUAUCUGCCGUGGCCCUCAUUUGCGCGCGGAUAUAAGGGACGGAGAGCGACUGUCAGGUGGCGGUUCCGGCGAGCAGUGGAUGAAGAAGGAGGCGGCCACGCGCAGCUCAAAAGAUGAUUGCCAGCUCUAUUGCCUGAGCCGCAAUGUGGCCCUUGCGUUGGGGCCGGCGCUUGUGGCGCUGUUGCUGGUCGCGAGCAGAAGUGAUGGCUAUCCGGCCACGUCUCCCGAGGACGCCCCUCUGCCGCCCAACGAGCUGAUGUUCGCCGAGGAGGACUACGAGGACGAAGAGGCCAACAUCCUGCGCCAACGGCUGCAGUCCGAGUACGGGAUGUCUCUCUUCGGAGUGCCCGACAACCAGACAGGGCAGCGUGUCACCGAAUGGCAGGACGGAACCGGCAUCAACCCCGAGGAGCUGGGAGAGUACGUGGAGGGCGACAUCUUGUUCCCGCCGUCGCGAAAUGGCAUCCGCCUGCAGAGCGCCCGUUGGCCCGCCGGGUACGACCUGCAGAACUUCCAGAGGGCCAUCAACUCGUACCACUCGCUGACGUGCCUGCGUUUCGUGCCGUACUCGGGCCACGAGAGCGACUACCUCGUCAUCACCAACGACAACACGGGCUGCUGGUCGGCGGUGGGGCGCACGGGCGGCCCGCAGCAGCUCAACCUGCAGAGCCCCGGGUGCACCACUCUGGUGGGCACCAUUGAGCACGAGCUGAUGCACGCCGCAGGCUUCCUGCAUGAGCAGAAUCGGUGGGAACGCGACCGUUACGUCACCGUGCACUGGCAGAACAUUCAGUCGGGCCGCGAGGCAAACUUCCGGCCAGCUUCGCGAGAGUCCACCGACGACUACGGCAUCGCGUACGACUACGGCAGCGUCAUGCACUACUCGGCCAACGCCUUCUCCAAGAACGGCCAGCCCACAAUCACGCCCAAGGCCGCCGGCGUGGAGCUGCUGGGCCAGCGGCGCGGCUUCAGCCAGGGCGACGUGGAGAAGAUCAACCGCAUGUACAAGCACGUGUGCGCGCGCCGCUCCGCCGCGCCCAAAAGCCCCAAGUCCCCGCAGCACUAGAGGGCGGCGUCACACGGAGCAGUGACGCAUUGGGCGUUUACUCUCCUCACCUCUCUCUACAUAUAUUGGGAUGGGCAAUUGUGUGGGAAAAGGCAGCUCGUCAUUGUCAUGUAGAAGGCUGCUCACUGAUCUCUAUUAUUUUCUAGGCAUUAUUUGACAUUUUUAUUUUAAUUAUUAUCAUAAUUUAUUAUAUACUUUUACAGUCCUUGAUCAUAUGCUUAGAUGUAGUUUAAAUAAAUAAAUAUAUUAUAAUAAUAUGACAUUAAAUAUA
Gryllus bimaculatus (two-spotted cricket) is the source of this 1389-nucleotide messenger RNA. The record is from the annotation of a GenBank genome assembly. NCBI's taxonomy places the organism in Eukaryota, Metazoa, Arthropoda, Insecta, Orthoptera, Gryllidae.